Molecule: messenger RNA, 300 nt
Organism: Fusarium redolens
Lineage: Eukaryota; Fungi; Ascomycota; Sordariomycetes; Hypocreales; Nectriaceae
Exons: 1
Coding region: 80-277 (65 amino acids)
Source: RefSeq, a predicted model, not a curated record
GACACAUCUUUCUCCCUCGCGCUUGCCUGUCAUCCAAAGCCUGACUUGGUGAUACCGGGUGAUUUGCUCAGCGGCCGAGAUGUUGUCUCGGAGUUGCACGUUUUCUAACGGGUAUCUGGACCAAAGUUUCCUUCAACAGCAGAGACACACGCCCGCUGUUUUGUUCACUCAUAUCGUUCUCUUUCUUCCAAUCACUGACCAUGCCAUCGCAUUCGGAGCCAACACUACAAAGGAGUCCGCCGAGCAAGGCUAUACCCAAGAGUCUCGCAGUACGUGACUCUGCUGGCCUUGAAGGAACAG